CUGUACAAGGAUAAAAGUCCAGAUAACAAGUAGUCUCCAUCACUGAAACAUUUCUCUAAUCCUCUUAUUUCUUGACACUUUCUGCUAUCUUUCGAGGAACCAGCGUAAUCAGGUUAUCAUUCCAUACCUAAGGCCUGCCACCUUCAGCUAGCACAGACGAUAUCAAAAAUCUGUGUAUCGACAUGGGAAAUUGUUGGGGAAGUACUCCUGUGAACAAUCAUAAUAGCCCUUCUGCUACCAAGCCUUCUACUCCAAAAACAUCAGCAAACCACAGCAAAGAAAAUGGACUGGGGGGCAGAAGCAGCAGCGACCGUAAAGAAAAAGAAAGCGUCAAGAUUAUGUAUGUGAAGAACAAAGACAAGGAUGGAACAGCUAUAAUUCCUCCCAGAGGACAGGUCAUGGCAAUACUGGGACCAAAAUUGUUCACUCUGGCAGAGCUGAAGAGUGCUACCAGGAAUUUUAGACCUGAUACUGUGCUAGGGGAAGGUGGGUUCGGCAGGGUUUUUAAAGGUUGGGUCGAUGAAAAGACCUAUGCACCGGCUAAAGUUGGCUGUGGAAUGGCUGUAGCUGUUAAGAAAUCGAACCCUGACAGCUCUCAAGGCCUGAAGGAGUGGCAGUCUGAAGUGAAGUUAUUGGGAAAAUUUUCUCAUCCAAACCUCGUCAGACUCCUAGGUUACUGCUGGGAGGAAAAUCUGUUCCUUCUUGUCUACGAAUACAUGCAGAAGGGAAGCUUGGAAAAGCACCUUUUCAGAAAGGGGGCAGAACCGCUUCCAUGGAACGUUAGAAUUAAAAUAGCAAUUGGAGCUGCAGAAGGUCUUGCCUUCCUUCACACAUCAGAAAAGAGUGUCAUUUAUCGAGACUUUAAGACAUCAAACAUAUUAUUGGAUGGGGCCUUUAACGCUAAACUUUCAGACUUUGGGUUGGCAAAGUUUGGUCCUUUAAACGGCAACUCCCAUGUUACAACAAGGGUCAUGGGCACGUAUGGUUAUGCAGCUCCAGAAUAUGUUGCUACUGGGCAUUUGUACGUCAAGAGUGAUGUCUACGGUUUUGGUGUUGUGUUACUGGAAUUGUUGACGGGCCUAAAAGCCCUUGACACCAAUCGGCCGAGCUGGCAGCAAAAUUUGGUAGAGUUUGCUAGGCCUUCUCUUUCCGAUAAAAGAAAACUAAAGAAAAUAAUGGAUCCAAGACUCGAAGAGCAGUACCCUAUAAAAGCUGCAGUGCAAGCAGCUGAACUUAUACUACAAUGCUUGGAAUCUGACCCAAAAAGUAGACCAUCCAUGGAAGAGGUUUUGAAGACCUUAAAAAAGAUAGAUGACACGAAGGAUGUGUCCAAGGACAGCAAAGGCAGUGCCAAGAAAAAAGCUGCAAAGCGACAAGAAGAGCAUUACCGCCAUCAGUCUCCACUUCAGUCCAGACAUGGUGGCACUGGCAACAACGGUCGAGCCCACUCCUCAGCCUAUGUCGGUUCAUAUCAAUCAACGGGUGCCCCUAGGCCAUUAUAUUUUGCUAAUCACUCGUAGUUUUGCUCUUCUUUUUGGUUCUUUUAACUUGGAACACGUCCAAUGUAUGUUUAUUAGAGGUCCAAACUUGAGUAAGAAAUGUUCUCUCGGCCCAAGUGUCAUGAGUUUGAACUAGCUGUUUUGUAGAGGAUGGCUGAGCCCGUAUGCCCAGGUUGGACCUGUAAAUUGAGAUGUAAUUCAGGCCCGACCCAGUUGGAAACCAAGGAAAAAAUCUGUGUAUAAAUUAAACAAAAAAAGAACACGGGAAAGGAAAUCAUAAUUUAAAAGGACAUUCGAGGGGCGGUGAAGGUCUCUUUGGUUCUUGUUUAUUGAACCCUGAUUUGUUCACCUGUAUCUAUUCCUAUGGAAUGUUUGAUUAUUGAUUCGAAAUAAAAAAUACUAUAUGUGAAAUAUAUUUAUUAUUUUA
Molecule: messenger RNA, 1926 nt
Organism: Populus nigra (black poplar)
Lineage: Eukaryota; Viridiplantae; Streptophyta; Magnoliopsida; Malpighiales; Salicaceae
Product: probable serine/threonine-protein kinase PIX13
Exons: 6
Coding region: 183-1520 (445 amino acids)
Biological process (GO): protein phosphorylation
Molecular function (GO): protein kinase activity; ATP binding
Source: RefSeq, a predicted model, not a curated record